AGAUCGUCUUCAUCUAGCUCAAGUGGACCAUGUGCAAGGCAAAGCACUGUUUGAGACCUUGUUCUGAACCUGGAUUUUUAAUUAUAUGGUUGUGUGCAUCAAGAAAUGCAGAGGCUGGGGGUAUUCCUCCUUUUCGGAAAAAAAAUGCCGCAAAGCCCUGGAAGAAUAUCACAUACUCCAACGAUCUUGGAAUGUAUGGAAUGUAUAUGGUGUGCUAUUUGCUACAAUUAUAUUGACUGGGCACAAUAUCCAACCAACUGAACCAGUCCUUCUCUUCUUUUCUGGAACUAGCGAAAACCACUGUUCUUUGAUUGCGAUUGUUAUAAAAUUUAUCUGGUUUGAAAAAAAGUUCUCUGAAAUUUGUUUCUAGCUGAACACCACUUGGAGGUACCUGGAAAUAUAUAACUUGCUGAAGUAUAGAAGUCCAUAUGUACUUGUAGACAGACCACGCUGGCACGCUCUUCAUAUCCUUGAUUCCAAAUUGUAAGGGUGUGAUUUCUAGGACGGAUUACUCAUCUCCUAUGCAUUAUUGGCUUUGUACGUCUCUUGGUGCCUUUUAUUGCUUAAGAUAUGAAUAAACCAGAGUAGCUAAAUAGUUAAUCAUUUGUGUAUUUAAUCCAUAAUAUUAAUAAAGAGUUCAAUUGUAUUGAAGCAGGGAAGUGGACACGGACUGUGGUUUCCCUGAGCAUGAGAAUAUUACGAGUAAUAAAAUCCUUGCACCAUGUGCCCGCCCACGCUCUCCCCACCCGCGCCCUCGUCCGCGCCUGCGCCUGCGCCGGCGGGGGCGGCCGCAGCUCCCUGCUCCGGCUUCGCCUCCUGGUUUAUGCCCCUGCCGCCGCCGCCUGCUGGCGGCCCUGUUGGCGUCCAGCUCGCGCUGCUUAGGAGAACUUCGUCCUUCCGGUGCUCAUCUGCUGCAGCCUCGCCAGAUCCAGAUUCGCUGCCGGCAGGUCAGGGCGGAUCUACCUCUUCAGGCGGCUUCGUCCCCGACUCGCAGCCGCCAAGUGCAUCUCCGAGCCAGGCUUUGGUUGGGCCGGGGCUCGCCGCCCCUGCUGUGGCUUCCUCGCGCAUUCAAGUCCCAGGCGAAGCCAGCCUUAAUUGCGCUGUUGGGAGGCAGCUGGCCUUCUUCCACCAUGCUGCUGGUGCGUCUUCAAUGCCGGGGUUGCAGCCCUGCGCGGGGCGCGAGGAUGAAGUGACCGGCGACUGGCGCCUCGUCGCAUCGCGUAAAGGCCCGCGCCGCCCGGCUUUGGCCGCCCCGGCAUUCAAGCCGGCGCCCAUUCCCCGAUGGCUCCUAGGCCGGUGUUGUCGGUGCCUCUUCCGCGGUCAUCGUGCUGAGGGGUGCCGCGACCCAAUUCGCUGCUCCCGCUGCCUACAAAAUGGGCACAAAUCGCGCGGCCGUCAAAACCUCUGGAAGCCUCUGAGCUCUCUUGACAGCCUAGCCGUGCCUCCACCACCUCUCCCCCGCCCUACUGCUGCUGUCUUCGGGGCAUCUCGCCUGGGUCGUGGCUGGGAAGCCCCUCGCCCGCUGCUGCUGCCUGCUACCCCUCGGACCAACAUGGCGCGGCCUGGUGGCGCCUCGCUACGGCCUGGUGACGCUUCGCUACGGCCGGCGGAAGACUUCGUUGUUGUCCCAGCGACGCCUGAGAUGCAGCUGGAAGCGGCCGUCCUCUCCUCCAACGGUGCGGUCGCUUGGCUCGAGGGUGGCCGGCAGGACGUCUCCUGCCGGCAGGUGGCCUCUGAGCUUGCAACGGCCCUGGGCGCGCGUCAGGCGGACGGCGAGGUGGUCCAGCACUAUCCCAAGCAAUUCUUUGUUCGGUUUAUGCAUCAGCACCACUGCGCCGAGGCUCUGUCCCGCGGUGAUCUUCCCGACGCUGGCUACCGCAUCUAUGUGCGUGAGUGGAGGCUUGAAGCGCACGCCGACAACGAGGACCAGCUCCACCACGUCCGGCUCUGCUUGGAAGGCGUCCCGCUGCACGGCUGGAACAACUACAUCGCCACCUUCCUCAUCGACCGUGGCUGCUCUCUCGACUACAUCGAGCCACGUUCCCUUCGCAAGGAGGACACGAAGGACAUGGCGCUGUGGGCAUGGACGGCCGAUCCCAGUGCCAUCCCCAAGGUCAAAUGGCUAACGCUGCCGGCCCGUGGUCACCGCCGUCGGGGACGGCGCGGCCUUCGUCAUUGCGUCAUCAUCCAUCUGGACCUCCACGAGGACCACUCCAAGGCCGGCGACGACGAUGACAACCCGCCGCCACCGGAAGUUCAUGAAUUCACCUGGUAUAGGAAGUUUGUCGAUGGCACGUACACCCCAAGGGAUCGCCGACCUGCGCAGGGGUGUACUGAGCGGCGCCCAGAUAGGCGCCAAGAUGACGGCGACCGCGACGGCCGGCGCGGGCGCGAUGGUGGCCGUGCUCGGGAGGGCUGGGGCGCCAAGGUGCGGCGCUCGCUCUCUCGCAACACUCGUGAGCGCCACCGCGAUGAUGGCCAGGACCGCACCAGGGACCGCUCGGGGGGGCACCGACGGGAGGGCAACGCUGCUGUGCUUGCCCCCCUUGCAUGCCCCGGCUCUGCUGCAGUUCUGCGAGGCUCGGGAUCGGGUAGUGGUGAGCCAACUCGUGUCCUCGAGCUGCUGCCCGUCCAGCUGCCGGCGGAGCAGCUUGCGCGUGGGCGUAGCCCCAUCCGUCACGCCUCGCCUCGCUCCUCCAGGCUGCGAUCCCAAGAUGAGUGCACUCCACCGGUGUCCCCGCCGCUCUCCCCAACCACGGUCCUGCCGCCAAGCCCUGCUUCUAAACGUGACGAGACCAGGAGCUCCCUCCUGUUGGGUGCGACUCAUAGCCAGCCUCUGCUAGAGCUGUGCUCGCCUGAGGCCAUGGUGAGGCCCCUUCCAUCGCCGUCCAGGCCACCUGGCUUCCAGUCGUCGCCAACGCCGCCGCUGGUCUGCGUCGGCACCAUGAGGCGUACCCCCUCCCCAGUGCACCGUCGCGCCGCACAAGACGGAGUGGAGACCCUGGCGCCCAUCUUCGAGGAGCGGCAGCUGGGCAUCCUCGCCCCUCCUGCGUCGCCUCGUCCCAGCCCUCCAGUGGCUCGUCGGAAGACCCUGGCAGGAGUUAAAAUCUCCAACAAGGGCGGCCUCUCACUGCAAAGGAUCAAACGAGCGGGUGCAGGUGUUGUUGCAGCUCCAGCAGCCAAGGUGGCGGAGAAGCUCAUCUGUCGCACAAUGGGAAUCACAAGAGAUGGAGAAGAUGUUACUGAGGCUACCUUGAACGACUUCACAGCCAAGUUUAAGGAGCAGCUGGCUCCAGAGGUGAUCAUGGCCAUGAGGGAGUUCUUCCACCUUGUUGAUGCUGCUGUCAACGGUGUCGAGGAUGCAUUGCUGGACCAUGGUGGUGAGGGUGCGCUGGAGCUUGCUCAAGAGGGCCAUCUAGCACAGGAAGUCGUGGGAUCGCAGCCGGCUACGGCUUGAUCUCCCAGUCUGCAUGCUUGGGCUGUUUUAGUUGAUUAUGUUAGUCCAACUAAGUAAUGUGUCAUGGGGUGGCCCUGUUGCUUUCGUUUUUAGGUGUGUGUGUUGUAUCAGGGGUGCAUGGCGUUGCCUUGUGUUGGGCUACAUGCGGUGUUGUACUGCUCUAGUUGGACAGCUGUAUCAAUGGCUACGUUCUGUGUCCUUUCUAGCUACAUGGUCAGGACCGUCA
Messenger RNA from Triticum urartu, 3683 nucleotides. The record is from RefSeq and is a predicted model, not a curated record. NCBI's taxonomy places the organism in Eukaryota, Viridiplantae, Streptophyta, Magnoliopsida, Poales, Poaceae.